GCCAAGGCUGGUGCGGGGCAGGAGAGUCACGUGGCUUAUAAUUCACCUUGUGUCUAGACGUCGGGACCCGAAGCUGGAGAGGUCCGGUGCGCUAUCGUAUCUUUCAAUCUUCUGGGAACCUUUCCUGGAUGGCCACGAGAAGAUGGAAAGUAAGAGAGAAAUAAUUGAGGAGAAAUAAUUCCCGAAUCGCAGUGUUACCAUGUCAUAUUUUGUGUUCUGUGCGCUUGGGACGCUAUUCAAGUUUACCUCCGCGCUAUGGCAGCACACAGCAUCUGCAAUUGCUACGACAGUUCUUGAAGCUUCAGCGGUCUCUAUCGUCCGCGGGAGUGUCGGAACCGUCGCAACUGUUUUGGCUUGGUUUGUUGUUGGAUUAUGGAUCCUAGCGUUUGUAAUGCUACUCAUUGUUGGAUAUGUUCGGUCUCGUGAGGAGAGGUCAUAGCCGGCAGGAUGAUGCUGACCCGCUCGAGGAUGAGCCGUCGUGGUAUCCACGGUGCAGGCUUGUUGCGCUCUCCGCCACUAAAGAGGGUUAAUCCGUAGGAGCAAGGGCGCUCUUCUGCUAUACAGUCAACGUUGGUGCCCUGUCCAAUGCCAUCCAGCGGGAUAUUGACGGUGACGAUUGUAGUUCG
Molecule: messenger RNA, 626 nt
Organism: Trematosphaeria pertusa
Lineage: Eukaryota; Fungi; Ascomycota; Dothideomycetes; Pleosporales; Trematosphaeriaceae
Exons: 2
Coding region: 200-439 (79 amino acids)
Cellular component (GO): membrane
Source: RefSeq, a predicted model, not a curated record